UACCUGUGGAAAGCUUGAAAAUGGCGGCGUUAGUGAUGGUAAAAUAGCUUUCAUAUCACCGGUUUAAGCGUUUGAUUUGGCAACCGAAAAUGCCUUCAGAGAAGACACGUUCAAAGGAAGACACAUGGACAACCAAUGAACUCAAAAAGGCAUUAAAUAAAGAUGAGAUCAGAAAAGAAAGAGAAAGAUUGAAGAGAGAAAGAAGAGAAGGAAAAGGGGAAGAUAUUAAUGAUUAUGAGGAGAAAGAGAGACGCCACAGGAGAGACGGCGAAGAGAGGCGUCACCAUAGAGACGACGAGGACAGGAAAAAACACAGAGAAAGUAAAAGAGAGGGAUUAACUGAGGAUGAUAGGGAGGCCCAAAGAAGGGAAAGGAGAGAAAGAAAAGAAGGAAAAAGCUCCAAGUCUGAUGACAAGCGACGAGACGAGGAUAGGCGGCGACACAGAGACGAAGACGACGAUCGCCGGGAAAGACGACACAGAGAUCGCGAGGAAGAUGGAAGUCACAAUGAUAGGAAUCGAGACGAAGAGCGAGAACGGAGGAGGAGGGAAAAAGAGGCGGAGAGGGAAAAACGACACAAGAGCAAGGACGACAGACACAGGGAGAAGGAAGAAAAAGAUGAUAGAAGAAGAAAACAUGAGGAAGAUGAUGACAAAAGAAGAAGACAUCGAGACGAAGACGGGGAAGAUAGAAGGAGGAGACAUAGAGAUGAGGAUGGUGAAGACAGAAGAAGAAGACAUAGGGAUGAAGAUGGAGAAGAUAGAAGGAGGAGACAUAAGGAAGAGGAUGAAGAAGACAGAAGAAGAAGACACAGGAAAGAAGAGGAGGAUGACGACAGAAAGCAAAGACACCACAGGGAUGAGGAUGAAAGAGAAAGAAGGAAAGAGAGACACAGAGAAGAUGAAGAUGGUCAUAAAAGAGAAAAACAUCGUCAGAGAGAGAAGAAAGGGGAGAAAACUCUAGACGAGGAUGAAAGAGAAAGGCAGAGAAAAGAGAGACGAGAAAAACGAGAAGCCAAGGAAGGGGGUAAAAGUAGACACCGAGAGGAGGACGAAGAAGAACGGAGACGCAGGAAAGAAAGAGAGAGAGAAAAGGAACGAGAGAGGGAAAGAGAGAAAGAAAGAGAACGGGAAAAGAGGAAAUCAGCCAAUCCCAGCAGAAAGAGAGAGAAUGAACCUGAGGAGGAAGAAAAUGGCUACGGUGAUUAUGAGGACGAUUUUGAGGAUUAUGAAGAUGAUUUUGAGGAUGAAGAGGAUGACACACCAGUUGUCAAAGGAAAGCAAUUGUCCGAUUAUGAUCUACAAAAGACCCCACGUAAAGGCAGAGCUGGCCUGGACUAUUCAGACUCCGAGAUGGAUGAAGUCUUACGAGCCCUUGAUCAAGAGAAUGAGAGAUUGUACCAGGACUCCAGGCAAGGCAAUGACUCACCGAAAGUUAAUCAAUACAACAAACAGUAUGAUGAUCAGGAUUCAGACUCAGAAACUGCUCGACCUGUCACUCGAGGCUUGAUUAAUUUCACGGGGGCCAGGCAGCGAGCCAUUAGUCGUAAAGCUAACAGUAAGACGGCCAAGCGGGCCCAGGAUCUGCUUCAGAUGAUAGAACUCGAUGUCUCAUCAUACGACCUGUUUGACCUUCCACCGGUCAAAGAAUAUGAACUGUAUAUAAGAAGCUUUGGUCGCACAGACACCAAACAGGCUUAUGUCCAGACAAAUGAUGACAACAUUGAGCGAGAAAUCCAGACGGAGGAGAUCGAUGUCCGACAGAAAUGGACGCAGCAUCCGGCGGAAGACUUCACUGGCUGUGGACGGGGUGAUGGAGAGAAGGAUUUGGACGAGGAGGAAUCAGCUCAGCAGAACAAACAGCAGGACCUGGGGCGACUGAACUCGUUCAUACAGAAGGCUGGGCAGGUUAUUGCCAUUCUUCUUGAUGAGGAAAAAGAUCAACAGAGGCAGGAGAAAGCAGAGAACAGAACAAAUCUAAGUCUGAGCGAGGGGUACUCACAGCUGACUUGUCUCUCCAUACUCAAGGGACGCUGUGUAGAGUUUGCCCAUUUUUCUCCCACCCAGCCAAACUACUUACUCACCGCCUAUAGCAAGUGUGCAGAGAUGUCAGAGUCCAAUCCUGUGGACAGGAAGGGUAUUAUCUGUGUCUGGAACACAAACGAGCCUUCUUAUCCUCAAAGGAUCCUUGCCUGUGAAUCCCAGCCAGUCUGCUGUUGUUUCAGUCCCUACAAGACCACGCUAGUCUUUGCAGGAAUGGUGGAUGGCUCAGUGUGUGCCUGGGAUCUCCGAGAACCCCCAGCUUUACACAAAUCUAUAAAGUAUGAAAACUCGGACCACUUACUGCGGUACCCUACCUAUAACACAGCUGGUAUAGGGGAGGUAGAUAAUCAUCAAAGUCCUGUCACCACCCUUAGUCCCGUAGUCUCUUACACAGACAGUGAUUCAGAUUCACAUGACACACAUGAGGAUUCCUCUGGUGGUCUGAGCUUCCAGCUUGUGUCCUGUGAAGAGCUUGGAGUUCUCAAAUUCUGGGUUGUUGCAGAGAUUUCUAAUCCAGACAUGGCCGGAUCAGAAUUUGACCUUGGUCUGGCUCCAGGAGGGAGAAUCAAACUGGUACUGAGUUCCUCCAUCCGACUUCAGAACCCUCUAAGAGAGAAGUCUGGAGCGUUGAGAUCGUUUGAGUUACAGUUAUCUCCGGGAGACCUGAAUCACUUCUACGUGGGAACUGAGAAGGGUUUUGUGUACCAUGGCUUACGGUUUGGAUCAAGGGCUUACCCUAGAACUUUUACUGCUCUCAAUGAUGCUCCUGUGGAUAUUAAAACAGUCGAUUUCUCUCCAUUCUGUCAUCCUUGUUUCUUGGUAACAACAGGAGAUGGUGAUGUUCAUUUGUUCAGCACAAAAACAGACACAGCUCUGGUGUCCUGGCCGUCCCGAGUUUGGGGCACCACGGGGGUCAAGUGUGCGCGAUGGUCCCCGAGCCGACCCUGUGUGUUCUACGUUUUAGACGACAACAGUCGACUCUACACGUUUGAUCUGCUGGAGGGGGAUUCCAUGCCUGCAAAAAUAGAAACGCUGUCAAAUGAUGCAAGGGUAACCUGUCUAGCCUUUACAUCAGAUGUCCGUCAAGCUGGGCAUGGAGGCAGAAAUCCUCAAAUGCUGAUCUGUUUAGAGUCGGGCGUGACACAGAUACAUACAAUAGCUAAAGACUACAGAGAGCAACAAACCCUGGAAGAUGAAUUCCUUCCAACGUAUUUAGCCAGAUUCUAAAAAUAGUUCAGUUUAGGAAUGUACAUGACAACUGACCUCAGAACUGUCUGUGAUAAUUAUUUGCAAAUUUGCUUUACAUGCUGAACAGAAAAUUUGCACCCAUUCCCAAAAUUGUAUUAGAAAUAAUUUUUUUUAUUUUAUGUUAAGUUUUCUGCUAGAAUUCUGACACUUGGCACAAGUUAAACACUGGUCAAGUGAAUGCUAUUGUACUGCUCUAUUAGGUCAUCUGAGUCACUCUGUCCCCAGAAUUUAGACCCCAGAGCAGAGUUCUGUUGAUCAUUCAGUGAACAUUUUUCAUACUGUGUACCUUUCUAAAUCUUUUUAUUUCAUCGGGUAAAAUUUGUACCCAAUGGUCCUUUUCAAAUUGUAAGAUUUGCAUGAAUUCAGAGCUCUAAUGUCAUGUGGGGCUGAGUUGAUUCAGUCCUGAGAAAACUAAUACAGGGGACAACAGAGGACCAUAAGGAUCUUUUAGUAAAAAUAAUAAUUUAAUUAUUAUAGAAAGUAGUGAUGUCCCUUUAUAUGAAUGAUUGUGUCUGAAGUGAUUAAAGAAUAGUAAGAAUGAGUCACUUAAUAAGUACUCUUGUCUCAAGUACUCUUCUCAAAUAAUUUUUUUUUGUAAAGUUGUUUUGAAAAAUGAUGCAGUCAUUUUACAUGCCAGCAUGUAGUUUUUAAAAUGUUUUAAAGUGCUAGUGUUGUAUGCGAAGUUGCAAUGCAAUGAAUCCAAAGAAAAUUAUGUUGAGAAAUUGAGGGAACAUUUCUGGCUAUAUGCUACUUUAAAGUUCCUGUCUACUCCUGAUUUACAGUUUUGUUUAUGAUGAGAGCACCAUAAAAUCAUUUCAUUUUGUCUUUUGUUUGAUUUUUUGUGAAUAAUUAAUCAUCAACUUAGGUGACAAACUCAUUUUGUUUUUUGUUUGACUUCACAAGCUGUGCUUUGUGACUCAGACCCACCCUCUUCUCUCCCUUAAGGAUCAGUGAUAUAUGUAUUGAACAAGUUUAUUGUUUUCUCAAGCCGUCCAUUAUUUGCUGUAGUUGUAAUUUUAUGAACUUGGUCCAAACAAAUGUGCUGUUUAUAAAUUAUUUGUUGAAAAAAUCUUGAA
Molecule: messenger RNA, 4366 nt
Organism: Saccostrea cuccullata (small rock oyster)
Lineage: Eukaryota; Metazoa; Mollusca; Bivalvia; Ostreida; Ostreidae
Product: cytoplasmic dynein 2 intermediate chain 1-like
Exons: 37
Coding region: 90-3269 (1059 amino acids)
Biological process (GO): intraciliary transport
Cellular component (GO): cytoplasmic dynein complex
Molecular function (GO): dynein heavy chain binding; dynein light chain binding
Source: RefSeq, a predicted model, not a curated record